Aspergillus glaucus CBS 516.65 is the source of this 579-nucleotide messenger RNA. RefSeq lists its product as uncharacterized. The record is from RefSeq and is a predicted model, not a curated record. The transcript has a single exon. NCBI's taxonomy places the organism in Eukaryota, Fungi, Ascomycota, Eurotiomycetes, Eurotiales, Aspergillaceae. The coding region runs from base 7 to 288 and encodes 93 amino acids.
UCUCAAAUGGCCAUUCCGUACUGUGCUGGUGAUAAUGACCUCAACUGUGUCGAAGCCGAUGUCGUCUUUCAUAACCAACUCGAGAUACAAGCCAACCACGAUGAGGGCAAAGCUAGCCAGAGAGGUCCUAUAUCCGAUACAAUCACCCCGACUUCUAAAGCCACCACUUCGCAGCUCGAACAGCCAUCGCCUCCCGAGCAGGACUCUGCCGCGACUACUCCAAAGAAACGCCGACGUCCUCGACCCAGUCAGGCUAAGAGACGCCGUUUUGCAAGGCGAAACGAGUAGGCUCUUAGACUGUCGGCGUCGGGUCAGGAUGAUCAGGUCAGCUAGUUUUGGUUAGUGAUGGUACGGUACUCUCGAUUUAUGUUUGGGAUAAUCAUGUUUCGUUUGUUUGGAUUUACGUUAUAGAUAGGAGCAUACUCUUUCUGUUUUUCUUUUCAUGUUACGUCUUUCUUUUGCAGCACUUAAUGUAUGUAUUAUAUGAGGGAGUUGGAAUACCGGGUUGGCCCUGGACCCUUACUGAUGUCAACAUAAUGUUCAGAUUGAAGUACGCUACCGCAUAAAAAUUUCCACUCA